Messenger RNA from Siniperca chuatsi (mandarin fish), 9834 nucleotides. It is a transcript of the gene zfyve26, whose product is annotated as zinc finger, FYVE domain containing 26. The transcript has 43 exons. Lineage: Eukaryota; Metazoa; Chordata; Actinopteri; Centrarchiformes; Sinipercidae. Gene Ontology annotation, molecular function: phosphatidylinositol-3-phosphate binding; metal ion binding. Gene Ontology annotation, cellular component: centrosome; midbody; lysosomal membrane. The coding region runs from base 260 to 8089 and encodes 2609 amino acids. Gene Ontology annotation, biological process: mitotic cytokinesis; regulation of cytokinesis; double-strand break repair via homologous recombination. The record is from RefSeq and is a predicted model, not a curated record.
AACCUUUGACCAACCAGCGGUGGAGAAUCAGCUGAUAUUGUCACAUGACCUUCGUUAAAACCUGCAACUAGCCUCCUAGCAUAACAGGUCAAGAGAAAGCGGUAGCUAGGAGUGUAAAUAAACCCCAAUUUCGGGGGAAACAGCUCAAAGAAAUGAGUGUUUCAGGUGAAGAAAGCCCAAACCUCCUUGGCUUUAUGGAAGUAGAGCUGUGCCUCCAUUUGUGACCACUGAGCAGAGGAGUGUCACAGUGAAAGUGGCCAUGCAUCCCUUCGGCUGUGAGGCUGAGACCUCCCUUCAGGACCUGUUUGAGUACUUCAAGAGAUGCCUGCAGCAUGGAGAGUGGGAGCUGGCCAAUGCCUGUGUGCCACAGCUGGUUAACUCAACAGGAGGACAUUCAGAAAACCUACGAGACAUAAUCAAAGCUAUUGUUUGCCAUCCUUACGCUUUAAAAUGGGAGUCUGUGGGCAGUCCACACAAACUGGCUUGGUUUUGGCUUCAGGUUUUGGAGAAGUGGACAGACGAGCAGAUUCCUCCCCACAUCAGAAGAGAGCUUGAGUUCCUGCUGCUCCUGGAGGAGCUGGGGUCAGAGGGCAUACCAGAGACUGUUCUCAAGCAGGAGUUGCACCAGGCCUUCUUGGCCACACAGUCUGAGCAAAAGGUCCCAGAGGGUUCAAGGACAACAGAUGCUGCUGUUGAGUCUUGCCUGCGAACCUUAUUGGAGAAAAAGAAGCCCAGACUCGCCCAGUCUUUAGCAUAUUUCUUGCAGGAACAGUCAUGCACAGAGGCCCAUACUCUGCAGCACACAUUCAUCCAACACUUGAUGAAGGAACUGGGGAAACGGGAGAGAAGGCUGGAGAAGGUGGAGGAGUGGGUGGAGGAGAUAUACACCGUCUUGUCUGUGAUGCCAUGGAGCUCCCGCAGAAGCAGUGGGCAGUUGGAGGCGCUGUGUGAGGCACUGUGGGCAGCCAGAGAUGGCCCCCUGAAAGAGGAGAGGAUCCUGAGCUCGCUGCUUCGCCCUCGGUGUGAUGCUCUCAUCUCUGUGUACUGUUCCACCGCUUUGAGACUUCAGAGGGAUCAUCUGCUGAGGAGCGCGCCCGACACACAAGUGGACCUUCCUGAAGCAGAGAAGCUGGCCCUCAGUUUAUGUUGCCACAAGGAUCGUCCAUCCAUUUGGAAGACCAUUUAUUUUGAGUGCCUUAGUAGUGGGAAGCACUUCCUUGAGCAGGUCUUGGUUACUGCACUUGACCUAAUUAAACACGAGGAGUUUUCUGAGCUGAAAAACUUACUGCAGUUGGAGUUCCAGCCUUUGUGUCGUCUGCUGCUUCUCCUGGGAUGGACUCAGUGUCGCAGUCUGAGCUCGGCUCAAACACUGCUCAGCAUCCUUCACCGAGAGCAGGCACCAGCCAAUGACUCUGUUCUGCAGGAGUUUGCUAAUCUUCUGUCCUCUCAGCUUGGAAUACUUGAAUGGUGUAAAAACAACAAUCCAGGGAUUUGUAUGGAGGCAUUGCUGGCACAGCUUCACACUCUGGACAAUCACUCUGCCCUCUAUAUUCUGCAUUCCCUGACUCCUUUGGCUCAGUUUGAAGAGCGUAAGAUACUGGAUCUGCUGCAGCAACUGCCAAAUUCACCAGGAACAGAAGACACUGAGGCCGUCAGUACUCUCAGUCCCGGUGUGCAGAGGAACACAGUUUUGUUCCAGGGGUUCUGUGCCAUGAAGUAUGCCAUCUACGCUCUCUGUGUAAAUGCACAUAAAUACUCAAAUUGCACAGAGUGCGAGUCCAUGCAGCAGCACCAGCAUCAGCCCUCUGAAGCAGAAAUGGACCAAAAUCAAACCUCAAAGGGUUGCCAUUUGUUGUUCCAGCACUACCUGUCAGAGUGUCAGCUCUAUCUGGAGGCCGUGCCUGCAAUGUUCCGCCUGGAGCUCCUGGAGAACAUCUUCUCCCUUCUCUUUUUGUCCACCGCUGACUUUGCACAGCAGAUCCCAAAAGACACAAACUUGAAUCAGAACACAGGAAAUGCCACUCAGUCAGAAUGUUUAUCAGAUACAAGAAACACAAGUGUAGAAUUGGGAACCAAAGCAAAGACAGAUGAGGUUGAGUACAGCAGGAAAGAGAACCAGAAGCUGCAUAUAAGUUCACCAACAGCAGCCCACCGUAGUCACCUGGACCUGGGACACUUUAUCCAGGGCUGCACGGGGUUUGUGGUCGAUGUGACGGCCAUGGAGGGUUUUCUGAAGCUGCUGAAAGAAGGGUUGGAGGGCAUGUGUGUGGUGGGCCAGCAGGAGGGACAGGAGGCGGGGAGAGCGCUGCCUCGAGAGGCCGAGGCUGCGGAGAGCCUUGGCUGCUCAGUGACAGCUGAGACAUUCGGGGCUUGCCUGCAGAGGUUGUCCAAACGCACUGCAGAGGCCCAGUGGAGGCUGCAGAUCAUCACUAGCAAUCAGGGCAGUGGAAGUGGUUCAGAAAGUCCUCUCCAGAUGUCAACGGUCAGCUGUCCUGUCACUUCACUGGGACGCAGCAAGAGCUCAAGCCUGAGGAGAAGGAAGAGACCAGGGAGACAUGCUACAGAGAGACAAACCUCCAUGGAGAAACACAAUGGAGAAGUUAGCACGAGCGCAUCAGAUGGUGGAGGAGGGACAGCAGCAGGUUGUGUGGAAUUAGAGGUUUGUCCAUGCGGAGGUCCCCACAGCUGGUUGGUCCCUGCCAUGUUGUCCUCUCCUGAGUCUCUACUCAUGUCCUGCAUUCGCAGAGGGAACUUCAUGGAGGCACAUCAGGUGUCUCAGGUGUUUGAUCUGGGGGCGUCUGCCAGUUGUGGUGAGCUGGUGUUCAUGGAGCGCUACAAAGAAGUACUGGUGGAGUUGGGACGGGUGGAGCAGAAGAUGGAGAGCCAGUCUAUGUCUUCAUCCUCAUCCUCCUCAGAGGGUUUGGGGACAGCAGCUGUGUCAGGCACAGGGAGGAGUCGGUUGGGUAGCAGUGGGCGAUUAACCCUGCAGGCCAUUGGAAGUGCUGCUGCUGCAGGUGUUGCUUUCUACUCCAUCUCAGACAUAGCAGACCGUCUCCUCAGCACCCCUGCUCACCCGAUGCCCUCACUGGAGGAAGGCUACUGGCUGAGCUGCUGCACUUCAGACCCCUGUGGCCUCCUUUACACAUUGCUGGAGGAGCUCAGCCCAGCAGCCAUGGCUGCCUUCGACCUGGCCUGCUGCCACUGUCAGCUCUGGAAGACAUCCCGACAGCUGCUGGAUACAGCAGAGCGCAGGCUCAACAGCAGCCUGGAGGCUCGAGGAGUAAGAGUUGACCCUAAGGUUCCCCAUUCUGAGGGGAUCUGUGGAUUUCCCAUGGUAUUACAACAGAUCAACAAGAUCCUGAAUCAUUCUGCCACUAAUAAGGGCUCUGUCAAAACAGAAGCUGCUGGGGAUGACCAAGUGUUUGCCAGCCCAUUUGGUUGCUGCAUCCAGGAAGUGCUCCUGUGUUGCCACCCAAUACUGAGUGAAGAGAGCAUCGCUGCUCGGCUCAGUCUAGCUCAACGUUUGGAGACCACCCUGCACAUCCUAAGCACUGCUACAGAUGGCACAGAGGGCAGUGUGGGCAGUGCCCUUCUGGCGCUACUGGUUGAACAGGCCAGUCUGAAGCAGUCAGAUCUGGAAGCUCACCCUGUGCGCUCCAGCAUGAAGCAGCUGCUUCGUUCUCUGGACCAGCUUUGCCCCUUGGAGCCAGACGGAGAUCUUGCCAGACCAGAUUAUGUGCGCAGCUUCCUUGACUAUGUCAACACACUAGCAUCUGUGUUAGUGCGCAGCCUUGGUUCAGAAGACCAGAGCAGUGAAGUGAAGCUUGGGAAUCCACUACUGGUGUUGCUUCAAGCCCCAUUUCAGCUUCUCUCCCACCUGCUAUUUGAUAGACAGGUGCCUCCUGACAGAGUGCUGUCCUUGCUGCAGCAGGAAGGGCUGCGACUGAGCGUUCAGCAGGUGAUUGUCCAGAGAUGCUGUGAGACUCUGCCUGUGUGGAUCUCCUGUCCAGGUGAUGAAAAAGACUCCUGUCAGGCCAAGAAAGAUGACGGAGUGUUUGGUGUUGCCAGUUUGUCUGUCCUGCUCCAACAGCAUGCCCAGGAGCACAUGUCAACUCUGGCAAUCACAGAGCCUCAUUCUGACGUUAGCUCUGAGUCUGAGGCCUCAGGGGAAGACAACUCUGCUACACCCAUGAACCUCUCCACCUCACCCACCAGCCUCUCCACCUCGCCACCAUCUCAUUCAUCCUCCUCCUCCUCAAACUCUUUUCUCCUCACACCGUCGGCCCUGUCUUUCCUAAAGUCUCGCUCCCCUUUACUGGCCACAGUGGCAUGUCUGAGUGCCUGCAAAGGAGAAACUGCCCGAACACAGUCCUCCGGAUGGUCUGGCUAUUUCCGUAGCGGCCGUAAAGAGAUUGUCCUAGAUGGAGAGCAGAUUUCUCGUGAAGCAGAUAACCUCCUGAAGGAGUUCCCGAUUCUCCGGGCUUACCUUCACACCAUGGCUGAACCAGUGCUGGGCACCCUGUUAAGUGAGGAAGGUUCUGCUGGACUAGGGGCGGUUGUCUGUGGGAAACCCCUUGUCAGUCUCUUGCUGUCUGGGCCUCAAGAAGAAGUUGCCCAGGCUGUGGCUGCUGAGGCCUUCCAGAAGGCUCUCUGCUCCAGAGACCUGGGCCAAGCCCUCAGUCUGCUGGAGCUGUAUGGGCAAGGCUGCAGCCAGGAGGGGGCGCUAAGAGACCGCCUGCUUGCCUGUGCUGCCUUAGAAGAUGGAGAUGAGGGCAUAGGUCAGCUGUUCCGCGUACAGGAUGCUAACCUGCGAGCCCGUGUUACCCUGCAGGCUCUGGAGCGCUGGCCUCUGUCAGCCUGCCUGGAGCUGCUCGAGUUCUGCCUCAAUGACCCGAGCACAGAGACCUUGCUGAGAACAGACUUAGAGCUCAAGAAGAAAGAAUUGGACAUCUAUCACUGGAUGUUGAAUUUACAGCCUCCAUUGCCCUGGGCUACUUGGCAGGAGCUGAGGACUGAGUCUAAGACAAACUCUGAGUCCAUGUUAUCGAUGAUGGUCGAGGCAAAAGAGUUUGCUCUUUGUGCACAGUGGGUUGAGCUCUAUCCUUUAUCUGACCAGCUGAGACUGCAGCUACAGACUGAACAUUUGCUUCAUCUGCUGGAGAAGGGAGAGACAGAUGAGGCUUUCCAGUUACUCGAGGGCCUCUCAGAUUUUGUGGUCGGCCUAGACAUUUGUGAGCGCGCUCUGGACCGGCGCCCUGGAUUGGCUGCCUGCCACUUCCUGGCUGACUACCUUACUCUCCAUUUCCAAAGGCAGGUGUCUCCAGCACGUCGACAACACAUCCAUGCCCUCCAUCUGGGCUCCAAGGUGUUGCUGACUCUGCCCCCAGCGUCCAGGCAGGACUAUUUCCCCCUGCUGUCGGAGCCCUUGCUGAUGCUCGAGCAGCUGUUGAUGAACCUAAAGGUGGACUGGGCAGACAUGGCUGUGCGAACACUGCGCAGCCUCCUGGUUGGUCAGCAGGCUGGCUUCGGGGCCGAGGACAUCGAUAAGCUUCUGGCAGACUAUGCCUGCAAGGCCCUCGACUUCUCCUGUGCCCCCAGAGAGCGAACUCGAUCUGACUCUGUAAUCAGCCUCCAGGAUGCGCUGAUGCAGUGUCCUGCUCAAGACAGCAACUCCCUAUCGUCCAAUCGAAUUGAAUCUCCACCAUCCUCUACAGGCAGCACCCCUACACACACCCCCUCCGCAAACAGCACAAACAGAGAGAGGGAUCGGAGCUCAGCAGGGAGAAAACGCAGCUCGCCCGCCAAGUUCCAGCCUCCAGACCAACCCCCAGCCCGCAAAGACUGGGUCCCUGACACCCAGCAGCACGUGUGCAUGGUCUGCCAGCGUGAGAGGUUCACCAUGUUCAACAGACGACAUCAUUGUCGGAGAUGUGGCCGCCUGGUUUGUCAUGCGUGUUCAGAGCACAAGAUGCCUGUUGAGGGCUGCCCAGGAGAUGAAGUCAGAGUCUGUGACCAAUGUUACGCCUACUUUCACCCAGAUUCAGACAACGAGCUGGAACCAGCUGAAGUGGCUGGAAGCCCUGUGGUCACAGAGGAAGCUCUAGAUGGGAUGCUGCAUCUGCCUGAAGUAGUCCAUCGACAGAUCCAACUUAGCACAAACCCUGCAGAAAACCAGCUGCUGCGGAGCGAGUUCUACUAUGAACAGGCUCCCAGUGCGUACCUCUGCGUGGCGGUCUUGUCUCUGCACAGUGACCAGACAGCCUGUGGUCAUCAGCUCAUCAGCCACUGCCGCUCUCUGUCUCGUAAGCUGACCAAUCCAGAGGUGGACGCCUGCCUCCUCACCGACAUCAUGCGGCAGCUGCUGUUCAGUGCUAAGCUGAUGUUUGUUAAGGUUGGCCGCAGCCAGGAUCUCGCCUUAUGUGACAGUUACAUCAGCAAAGUAGAUGUGCUUAAAAUUCUAGUGACGGCCAAUUACAAAUAUAUUCCCUCUCUGGAUGACAUUCUGGAGACUUCUGCUGUCACACGUCUCCGUAACCAGCUGUUGGAAGCAGAGCACUACCAGCUAGCAGUGGAGGUGUCCACCAAGAGUGGCCUGGACCCUGGCGGCGUGUGGCAGGCAUGGGGGAUGGCAUCUCUCAAGGCAGGGAACCUUUCAGGAGCAAGGGAGAAGUUUUCGCGCUGCCUGAAGGCUCCAGUGGACCGCAACCAGCUCAACCUGGGUCCCUUACUGCUGCAGGAGGUUGUCCAGCACCUGGAGACCAAUGUACAACCCACUCUGGCCACGUCUAUUGGUGAGGACAUCUUGGCGUCCCUGCGGGAGCUGGAGGACGCCCUGUGCGAGGUUGGACCUGUGGAUCGACCAGAGGGUCAGACACAGAGCAGCAACCUCCACCAGGAGUCUCUCUACUACUUGAACGCCUAUGGCACUCACCUGGCACUGAUCAGCUUCUACAUGCGUCAUGACUGCAUGACAGAGGCCCUGACAUACCUGUUUAACAAGGACUGCCCAGAGGAGGUGUUUCUAGAGGGAGUGCUGCAGCCCAGUCUGGAGCGGGGGCACCUUGGCAUGCUGCAGGGGAUACUGGAAAAACGUGACCCUGGCCUGGAAACAUGCAGCCGCUACCUCAUCGCUUCCUGCCAGUUCCUGCAGAGGCGGGGAUACUACCACACUCUCUACCAGCUCCAGCAGUUCAUGAUGGAUCAUGUACGUGCGGCCAUGACCUGUAUCCGAUUCUUCACACAUGGAGCCAGUUCAUACCUACAGCUGGGAGAACAGCAGCGCUGGUUGGUCAGAGCCAAAGAGCACCUGAGGACAUACCUGCAGGAGCAGCAAGCCCGGGGUGCUGGGAGGAGAAAGUCUCAGGUCAACUCAUUCAGGAAGACAAUGUCGUCCAGUGACAUUUCCAGGCACAUGAACACAAUUGAGCUUCAGCUGGAGGUGACCCGUUUCCUCCACCGCUGUGAGACUGCGGCUUCCUCCAAGGCUCCACAGACCAGUACACCUUCCUCUAAGUCCCCUGGAUCCAGCUCACCACCUACACUCUUUGGAGGAAGUCCCAUGAAAGUUGAGGUUGCCUGCAAGGUGAUGCUUGGAGGAAAAAACAUAGAAGAGGGUUUUGGCAUUGCGUAUAGAGUCAUACAGGACUUCCAGCUGGAGGCACAGGCGGUCUACGUGCGGGCCGGCCAAAGGCUUGUCCGACAGAGGCAGUAUGGAGCCGUACGGCAGCUGCUCAAAUGUGUCGGUGAAUCAGGCACCGCCACCAAAAACGACUGCGAUGCCCUCAUCCUCAGCUGUGUCUCCAUUGCAGAUAAGGGACCAGCUGAUGCCAAGGAGCUGGAAAGUCUCAUUCUAGAGACCAAGAACACAGAAAGCAAGAUCAAAGCCUACCUGCUGUGCAGUAAACUGCGACCUGCGUACCUGCUGGCGGUGAAGCUGGAGCCGAGCCGAGCGGGCCCGUUCGUCCAGGACGUCCUUCAGGCAGCAGAGGGAGCACAGGACUCAGUGAUGCAGAACAUCUGUCGCCAGUGGCUGUCUGAACACCACAACAAGUCAUCUCAGCAGCGCCAGGGCCGACCCAAUGCCAGGUGAAGGCACAGUCGACAUAACAAGGGAUUACACAUAUAGCACUCUAAAAAUGUGUGGGGAGGUGAAUGAUUAGUAAGCUUUCAGAUACAUGUGACUGCACAUUGUAUGUAACAGUAGUUGCACAGAUUACAUGUUGUGUGUUCCUCAGCUGCAGAUUAUUAUAAUAUAUAUUGAUCACAUCCUGAUGAUCACGUUUUUGUUGUGUUUGUGUGGCCUUCCUGUCUGUGAAACUAACAAAUCACCACUGUGCUUUAUUUCCAUUUCUGAAAUAUUUUUCUGUUAUCUCACAUCUGUACAGUAUUUGGAAUGGAAUAAUGUUGCUGCACUAUAGUAACAACAACUGUUACAUAACAAAAUUUUAAUAUUUUGCUGUUAUCUCACAUCUGUACAGUAUUUGGGAGGGAACAAUUUUGCUGUACCAUAGUAACAACUGUUACAUAACAAAAUUCCUAACUGCAGUGUAAGCCGAUACAGUUGUUCUUACACAAUAUAAGCAUAUCUGUAACUCAGUAUUUGACUUAGAUUAAUCUCCUACCUCAACCAAAAGGGAAAAUAUAUUUAACUGACUGGAAGGCCUCUGACAAAUGUGCUGCUUGUGAGUCUUUGUUGUUUUUUUGUUUUCAUUUUUAUGUCCUUAUUGGCCCUGUGUGUGAAUAAGGUUUUUACUCAGACGUAAAUGAGGUGUCCUCCGCCAAGAACGGUACACGUUCAACCCUAGAAGAAACUGAAAAGUGUAGAAUCUUGUUUUUGUAAUCCUGAUGAAGCUGUUUACCUGUUUUACCUGAUAUUGUAUAGCACAUUUUAUGGCCAGCUUUCAGGGUAUAUUCCCUUUUGGUAAGGGAAAUUAAUAUCACACAGAAUUUAAAGUAUUUAAGGGCAUUUAAAAUGUUGUAGAGAAAUUUACAAGAAACAAACAUUUUAGGUUGGAUACAGAAAGGGACCCACUUAUAUAGAUCAUGUUAUAGAUCAAGUUUAAUUCAUUGUCCAGAAAAUCUCUCUCUAGUCGUUAGUUUAGUCUCUGAAUGGCUAGUUUUUAUGUCUCAUCUUGUGUCUCCUGUUUUGGUAUAAUUUCCCAGUGUCGCUAAUUUUAAAUCAUGCUUUUCACUUUGUUCUCAUGGGAGACUUGACCCACAUCUGUCGGAACAAUAUAAAUGAUUAAUUUACACAGAGAAUCAGUCAAAUCAUGUUUAAAAAAAAAGGACUUUUGCCAUGUUUUUCUUUUGAUCUGUAAUUUUGUUUUUGCCUUUUUUUUCACAAACCUACACCCUGAAAAACAACCAUUGUUACCACAAACCAUGUUUUCAUUACACUUAUGUUGCUGUAGCUGCAUUUUCAAGGAUACUAGAAUGUGUAUUUCAGAGCAACUCUGAUUACACGGUUAAUAAGUACAUCUUAAUUUAGAGGAGAUACUGGGUUGUCCCUGUGUCUUGCUUCCCUCUGCUGCACUAGUUUGAAUACUGAGACUGACAAAUCCUGUGAUAAUCAUCAAUCGUUAAUCGGCAAGAGAUGAGAAGAAGACUUUUGAGAUGCACGCAUACGACAUUCUUGCACUCUAAUCCUCCUUAACUUGGACUGUUGUCUCGUCACUGCCGCACUUUAUACUAAGUGAGUUUAAAAAAUAAACUUCUUUUGGUAAAAAUAUGUAAUACAGUGACUGCAAUGAUGCAGGGACUAAUGAUUUUGAAAUGUAACUGAUUUCGCCAUCCCCUGUAAAAUAAACUGAAAAUGAAAAAAAGUAACAAAAAUGG